UUUUUAUUGUAAAUGACCUAUCUGAAUUAAUAUCCCCAAUUCAUGAUAAGGUCAAUUAUUUAAAUAAUAAUAAUAGUUAUUAUUAUUACUAUAAUAACAUUUAUAAUGAUGAAAAUUUUGUAAAUAUAAAUAAUAUGAACAAUUUUAUGACUAAUAAUACCGUAUUAUGUAAUAAUAUGAUAGGGGAUAAAAAUUCUUCAUCAAUUAAUAAUAAUAUAAAUAUAAAUAAUAAUAAUAAUAGAAAACGAUAUAAAAGAUAUGCACAAAAUGACAAUAAUAAUAGUAAUAUUAGUAAUAAUAGACAAAGAAAAAUUAAAAGAAUUAUAAAACGAAAACCAACUACUACUACAACAAUUAAUUCAAAAAUUCUUAGAUCAACAACAGAAACAAUAUUAACAAAUGCUUCACCGUCAACAUCAACAAUUAAUAAAUCAAUAAAAAAUAAUGAAAAUAAUAACAAUAGUAAUUUACGUAAAGGUAAAUCUCGUAGAAUUGUGAUAACUAAAACGAAACAAAAUAAUACUGAUACUAAUAAAGAAAAAUUUGAAAUUGAUGAAUUGAUAGAAGCACCACCAACGACAACAACAAUACGACCAUUACAAAAAAGAAUUACUAUAAAACGACGUGAAUCAGAUCGAUUGAAUAAUGGAACAUCAUCAUUAAAUACUACCAAAAUUAAUAAUAGUAAUAACAAUAAUAGUAAUAAUAAUAAUAACAAUAAUCAAACAAACAAGUUAAUUGUAAAUAAAAGAAUUAUUAAAAAAAAAUUAAAACCGUCAUCGACAUUAAAAUCUAAUAAACAACAACUCAACAAUUAUGAUAAUAAUACGGAAACCUUUCAAUCUACUUUAAUAACAACAACAACUCCAGAAAUAAUUGAUAAUUCAAAAGUUUUACAAUCAUCAUCAGUAUCAUCAAUAAAACCAUCACCAUUAUCAUCAUCAUUAUUAUCAUCAACAAUAAAUAAUCCUAAUAAACUAUACAAUAAUACUAAUAAUAACAACAACAAUAAUGAUAAUAUUAAUGUACCAGCAAUUUCAAUUGAAACAAUUACAAAUUUACGUACAUAUACCUAUAUUGUUGAACGUGUUAACGGUAAUGAACAUUUAAUUGAAUCAUCAAUAAUAAUUAAAACUCAUACAUCGCUAAUGCAUCACACAGCAACUACAUCAAUGAAAUCUUUUGGUUAAAAUUAGGAAUUGAUUGCAAAUAAUAAAAUAAUUGUAUAUCAAGUAAAAAUUAUUAUAUUUUAUAAUAUUAUAAAUAACAUAUACAUAAUAAAUAAUUGAAGAAAUAAAAUUUAGAAGAAAAUUUUAUAAUAUUUAAUUUUAUAACAUACAUAUAUUAUGUAGUACGUGUGUGUAGAAUCGCAGUAAUAAUAAUUAUUUUUUUGUUUAAAACUAUGAAAUCACAACAAUAGAAUUGUUAAAUUCAAUAUUAGAAAGAAAAAACAUUAAAUAUAAUUUGAACUAAUUAAAAAUAAAUAAAAUACCAUGACCUCAAAAAUUUCAAUAAUAAGCUAUGAUGGGAUGUUAAAAAGCAGCAGGGAUGUUAAAAAUCAUUUUGUUAUUCAUCUGAUAACAAUUUUCUUUUUCAUUAUUUCGCCAAAUUAUUUUCAAAUUAUUUGUCAAAAAUAUGACAUUUUAAUCAUUUCAAUUUUUUAUUUAUAUCAAUUUCAAUGUAUGUGAUUUUAAAGGAACAAAUAUAAAACUUAAAUGCAAAUCUAAAUGUCUAUGUGAUUUUAUUCCAGAAUAACAAUAUCGUCUAACAUCAAAAUUAAUGCAAAAUCAUUAUUAGUAGAUUAUUCAGCUAAAUAAAUUGUAGUUGCUGAAUUGCGUUACAAUUGAAUAUUAACUAUUAUUGCAUUUUUAAAGUCACCGAUUGUAUUGCUUAUUAAAAAAUUAAAUUGAAAUUCAAACAUUUGUUUUGAUAUGUACAGACACCCAACAAUAUAGUAGGUAGGCAUACGAUAAUAUUUAAAUUAAACAAAAUAAUAUAUGUAUGUAUAAAGUAAAUUAUUUGAAUAUUUGUGUACAUACUCGAAUUAUGUAUACAUAUAUAUGUGUACAAUAUAUAGAAAAAUAUUAAAAUAUUCACACAUUUCAUUUCGGCAUUAAUUGUAAUAAUAUAAUCGAAAACCAACGACAACGAAAAAAUUUCUUUAAAUAAAAAAAAAUAAAAAAAAAAAAACAACAAAAAACAAAAGAGAAUAGUAAAUAGAGCGAUGAUUUAUGAGCGAGAAGUAGAGAGAUAUAAUUAAUUUUUUUUAAUAUUCUUAAAAAAAACCUACACUAAAAACAAAUUAAAACCAAAUAAAAGAAAAAAACACAGAGAAAAAGAGCAAUACGCACUUGAAUUUUACAAAAGGAGGAUGCUGGGAAAGAACAAAAAUGUACCAAAAAAAAAAAAAACAAGUAACAAAGAAAAAAAAUCUUUAAAUAUCUAGGAUAAUUAAUAAAAAAAAAUUCAUCACCGCUAAAUCAUUAAAGUUUUAUUGAUUUCUCGAGAUAAAGCAAAAAAAUACUUUUAUAAAAACAAAACUGCGGAUUUGUAAAUUUAGUGAAUUUUCCGAACAAAAAUGUAAAAAGUAAAAAUUACUCAUGUUAAAUUUAAUAAAAUAAUAAUUUUAGCUUUUUUUGUACGUGUUAUUUUGUAUAUAUAAAUUUGUACUCAUAUACAGACAUACCCCGAUAUCUGAAUUGUAAUAAAACUGUAUUAAUGCAGUUUAUAAAUGGCAAUCGCUGAAUUCUAUAUAGAUACGGUAUUAUUACAAUUCAGAUGUCAGGGAUAAUAAAUAUGUAUAUAUAUUUAUAUAUGAAAAACAAAUUACAAAUACCUGUAUAUAAUAUAUGUUAUAAUAUUAUGUGUAUGUAGCAUAGAUAUAUAUUCUUGAUUUCGAAAUAGUUUAUCUAGUAUACUUAAUAUAUUACUAAUAUACAAUUCAGCUAAUGAAUUGUAUUUGCUGAAUUGUUUAUUAAUAUUGUAUUAUAAAAUUUUUGGUGUCAAUUAACCUUGAUAUCUAUAAAUUUAAUAAAAUUAAUAAAUUUUGUAAAGUUCUUUUAUACCUUAUUAUAAUGAUUACAAAAAAAAAUACUCGUAAAAUUUUUUUUUUUUGUAUAAUAAUUAGUUAAUCUGUAAAAUUUUGUAUAAUGUUUUUUGUAUAAAUAUUAGAUGUUAAUCAGGGACAAUAUUAUUAUUCCCUGAUUUGAAAAUUGCAAGUUUUAAUCCGCAAAUCAUAUAAGAUGGAUUGUGUAUUAAGACCACCCCGUAUUAUUCAAAAUUUUGAAAUCAGAGAAUAUAUAAAUGUUUUUUUUUUUUUGUAAGCUAUGGGCGUUUACCAAAAUGCAUGAUCUAACAUCAAAGCUUGGCUUAUUCAGCAAUACUGUUUUAAUUACUAAGAAUAAGUCAAUUUGAUGAUAGAUCUGCAUUUUGGUAGACACCCUAUUAUUUUGUGUUUUUGUUUUUUGUUUUAAUGAAAAUUAUUAAAUAAUUAAUUUUGAAAAAAUAUUUUUUAUAUUCGAUAAUAAAAUUAUUAUACUGUAUUUAUAUUUAAUUAUAUAACAAUCAUAUGAUAUAAAUACAUUUACAUGUAUAAUUGCAUUAUAAAAUAUAUAUAUAUACUUAAUAUUUAGGAUUGUAAAAAAAUUGUUUUGUUUUUAAUUAUAAAAGAAAAAAAAAAGAAAAAAAAUAUAUGAAAAUUGUUAAAACUGUCAUAGAAAAUUUAAUUUUAUAUAAUUUUUUAUUUUUUAUUAUAAUUUUUAUUAUUUCUUAGUUUAAAUUAUAAAAAAAAAUUCUGAACUAAUUGUUUAAUAUUUAAAAAAACUAAAAAUAAAUGAGUUAUUUUUUUGAUAGCUUUCUAUUAAGUUUUUCUAAAGAAAGAAAAUUUAAUCACAAAAUUAAUAAAACUGUUGUAUAUACUUAUAGUAACAAGGUUGUAACUCUAUAAAAAAAUGUAUUAUAUACAGCAUCCUCUAUAUAUGGGGAUACCGUAAACACUUUGAGACUUAUCUACUCUAUUAUUACUGAAUUUAAUAUAUUUUUUUUUAAUUAACUUUCAUAUUUCCUAAUUUUACUAAAUUGUAAUCACACGAUAUAAAUACAAAAUUCAGUAAUUGCAACUAUAAGCUGAAUUUUUCAUAAAUAACAUAUAUUACGGCAAUACUGCAUAAAAUAUAUUACUCUAAUAUAUUAUCAAAUAUAUUCUAACAAAAUACUUUUGAUUAGUUCAGAAAUAUCUGAUAUAUAUAUAUAUCUGAAAGGGAUAUAUAUAUAUAUGUAUAUAUACACUGGAUGAUUUAGAAAGGUAUACAACAAUAUAUACCAUUGGUUAGAGUGUCAAAAGUAGGUAACACUUUGUGUACAAAUAAGGAAAGGAAUUUUAUCGAAUUACUUAAGCUUUAAUUAAGAUCUCGGAUUAGAGAAAACUAAAAAAAUAAUAAAAAGAGUAAAAAUUUGCCUUUUCCCAGAGUUCGAAUGCUUGAUAAUCCGAAAGCACAUAAAAUGCAAAAUAAAGUAACAUUUUGAGUUUAAGCCCUUUAUUUGUGCUUUCAGAAAUUCAUUCUUUGUUUGAAGCUCCUAUCUUUUUCGGAGCGAAAGUUAUAAUCACUUGGAUAAGUGGAAAUGUUUAGAAAAUUCGUUAAAAUCCCUGCAAUUUGUAAACCGUUGAGAUUUCGCACCUAUUCCGAAACAAAA
Molecule: messenger RNA, 4692 nt
Organism: Condylostylus longicornis
Lineage: Eukaryota; Metazoa; Arthropoda; Insecta; Diptera; Dolichopodidae
Product: rhoGEF domain-containing protein gxcJ-like
Exons: 2
Coding region: 135-1190 (351 amino acids)
Source: RefSeq, a predicted model, not a curated record